This is a messenger RNA of Carassius auratus (goldfish), 1281 nucleotides long. Its product is annotated as gamma-secretase subunit PEN-2-like. Bases 104 to 409 code for a protein of 101 amino acids. Gene Ontology annotation, biological process: Notch receptor processing. The transcript is spliced from 4 exons. Gene Ontology annotation, cellular component: gamma-secretase complex. The record is from RefSeq and is a predicted model, not a curated record. NCBI's taxonomy places the organism in Eukaryota, Metazoa, Chordata, Actinopteri, Cypriniformes, Cyprinidae.
UUUUCAUCAGGAAGCGGAACCUUAAAAGUUGUUUCCCCCUCGCCUUUGUUGUGUUGAACCCUCAGUUUUCUCGCCUGAGCUCGGCUUACAAGGAAACUUCACAAUGAACCUCGAACGGAUGCCCAAUGAAGAGAAGCUUAGCCUCUGCAGGAGAUACUAUUUAGGUGGCUUUGCAUUCCUCCCCUUUCUGUGGCUGGUAAAUGUACUGUGGUUUUUUAAAGAGGCCUUUUUAAAACCUGCAUACACAGAACAGCAGCAGAUCAAGUCAUACAUAAAGAAGUCAGCUAUGGGGCUCAUAGUGUGGGUGGCUGUGCUGACGACAUGGAUCACCAUAUUCCAGCACUUCAGAGCACGGUGGGGUGAGGUGGGAGAUUACCUCUCCUUCACCAUUCCCCUCGGCACAUCCUGAUCAGAUCUGCUGCUUCACAAUACCUCUGUUUUUCUCUCUCUCUAAUAACACUUUGUAAGAAGGAGAUCAAAAGAAACUCUGGGUUUAUCAAAGAAAACCUGCUACUGACCAGGGGUGCAUUUCCCAAAAGCAUAGUUGCUAAUUAAGUUAGCAACUUUGUUGGUUGCAAUACAAUUUCCCAUUGCCAACCAACUAAGUUGCUAACAGGUUAGCAACUAUGCUUUUGGGAAAUGCACCCCAGGUUAGGUUCAUAGAUCUGGGUUUAAGCUAGCUCUCUUUACCUGCUUUCUCAGGUUUGACAAACCUCCCAUUCUGAAACAGAAAGCCUAGAGUUUCCCUCAUUUCAGGGUUAACAUACUCAGAGUUUUCACUUAACCUCCUUUCUGAAACAGGCCCCAGAUGAAAUAGUUUGUUGAUUGAGUGAGAUCAUAUGGACACGGAUGCACCAUGCUGAAGCGCAAGAGUUCAUUUCCAGCACUACUACUACUUCCUAUGAGAUUUGAGAUCACACAUUCAUAUGACUAGCUCAGACCUCUAUCAGUGCAUUAAAAAGAAUGUAUGACAAAAGUCAGGUCCAUCCAAAAUAAAGCCUUUGUACUGUGUUUUGGCAGUUAAUAUGACAUGUAAUAUUAUUGUUCUCAAAACAAAAGUCAUUCUUUUUUUUUUUCUGCUGAAUUUCUUUGGAUCUUGGCAUUAGCUUUUGAGGAUCUUUUGGUCUACUUCAUGUUGUCAGGCCUAUUUAAGAGAUUUCUUGAUUGUGAACAGGUGUAGCAGUAAUCAGGCCUGGGUGUGUUUAGAGGAACUGAACUCAGGUCUGAUAAACCACAGAUUUAACAGGGGGGCAAACACUUCUUCACACAGGGCCAUGUAGU